CGAACUGAAUUUCCUCCCCCAUAACAUUACAUCCCCUUUUCUUCUUCUUCGUCUCUCUAGGUUUAUUUCGAUUCCAGUUUAACGAAUUAGGGUUUCCAACCCUUCUCUCAGUUAGUUCUUGAUUUCUGAGCUCCGGGAACUCCGGUUUGUGGGUUUGAGCUUGGGUUCGUUCUUCAUCUUCCCCGAUCGACAACCAUGACUGAGUAUUGGGUGAGCCAAGGGAACAAAUGGUGCGAGUUCUGUAAGAUCUGGAUUCAGAACAAUCCAACAAGUAUUAGAAACCAUGAACUUGGUAAACGUCACCGAGAAUGUGUCGAUAAGAAGCUCACUGAUAUGCGUGAGAAGAGCGCAGCCAAAGACAAAGAGCUCAAGCAAAACGAGAAAUUGCUUCAACAGAUCGAAGCUAAAGCAACUCGUAGCUAUCAGAAAGAUAUAGCAACUGCUCAUGAAGUAGCCAAAGCAAACGGCGCACCUGAGGAUGGUACACGCGAUUGGGUGCUUGACAGUGCUUCGGGCUAUUAUUACAACCAGACCAAUGGUCUGCACUAUGACUCAAAGUCUGGAUUCUAUUACAGUGACUCCAUAGGACAUUGGGUGACACAAGACGAGGCUUACGCUGCGGUUAAAACUUCAUCAGAUAAAGGAACUAAAGUACCUCCCGUUAAAAAGCCUGUACCUUCUUCAGAAGCUGGACCAAGUAUGGCAAAAGCACCUGGGCGUGUUGUCUCGGCUUCUUUAAACCCGAAAAGAACUGUGAAAGGAGCUGCUUCAUCUGUUGAUAUUGGCAACAACAAGAGAAAGAGACAAGAUGAGAAACCGAAGAAAGUAUCUGCGGAAGAGAGAGCUGCAUUGAAGGCGAGGGAAGCUGCUAGGAAACGAGUUGAAGAUAGAGAAAAACCAUUGCUUGGUCUUUACAAUAGACCGUUUUGAUGAAAUCGUUGGUUGCUGCUCUGUCAGGGAAAGAGAGUGAUGAUUGAUGACAUUGUGUGGCGGUUAUUUCAGUUAUUUCUCCAUAGCGUUUAAUCCAAAACUCUGUGGUAUUUCUCGGAGGAUUGGCCUUGUGUUCUUUAACUGUUGUUCCAAAUAAAUCAAUUUCUAUUUGUUGUACAAACCUAUACAAUUUUGGAACACUUUAAACAAAAAUAUUACAUUUUCUUCAUAGAAA
This is a messenger RNA of Eutrema salsugineum, 1165 nucleotides long. RefSeq names its product zinc finger protein ZOP1. Gene Ontology annotation, biological process: mRNA splicing, via spliceosome. The record is from RefSeq and is a predicted model, not a curated record. The coding region runs from base 196 to 930 and encodes 244 amino acids. Lineage: Eukaryota; Viridiplantae; Streptophyta; Magnoliopsida; Brassicales; Brassicaceae. Gene Ontology annotation, cellular component: precatalytic spliceosome; nucleus. The transcript is spliced from 5 exons. Gene Ontology annotation, molecular function: RNA binding; zinc ion binding.